Molecule: messenger RNA, 603 nt
Organism: Nezara viridula (southern green stink bug)
Lineage: Eukaryota; Metazoa; Arthropoda; Insecta; Hemiptera; Pentatomidae
Source: the annotation of a GenBank genome assembly
AUGCAUCGUCUACUCUUGCUGUUGGUAGCGGCCUUCCCGCUAUGUCGGGCUCAGGACGUCCUUCUCGAGUGUCCUCCAGGACAGAGCUGCGUCAGGAAGUGCUGUCCGGAAGGGCAGAAGAUAGGACCGAGGGCCUGCGUGCCUGGUGGCCUAGGGCUAGAUGUACCCAACGGUACGCUUAUCGUAGUCGACCGUCCCAAAUGCCCCAUGUUCUACCUAGAACCUGGCUCGGACGAGUUCGAAAUAUUCUACAAUGGUACCUUGAUGUACACAGACAGAGACACUCAGGUUGUCACAAGAGAAUUCUGCUUGGACGAGAACGAUUUCAACUCAACAUUCGCCUAUAUUUGCUUCCCGCCAAACGAAGAAGAAGUCCUGGAAGCGACCUUACAAGCGUACUCUAUAGGCCUUUGUUUCUCUAUACCUUUUCUCCUGGCCACUGUCAUCGUCUACGCUUCCUUCAAGAGGUUGAGGAACCUUCACGGCAAAUGCAUUCUCUACCAUACCUCAUGCAUGCUUCUCUCGUACAUUUUCCUGGCUUUACUCCAGAACGGUCACUUCCAAGAGGAAAUGCCCUGCAUAAUAGUCGGUAAGCCAGUUUAA